Messenger RNA from Hipposideros armiger (great roundleaf bat), 1668 nucleotides. RefSeq names its product tumor protein p53 inducible protein 3 (gene TP53I3). The transcript has 6 exons. Bases 171 to 1169 code for a protein of 332 amino acids. The record is from RefSeq and is a predicted model, not a curated record. Gene Ontology annotation, molecular function: quinone binding; quinone reductase (NADPH) activity; NADPH binding. Lineage: Eukaryota; Metazoa; Chordata; Mammalia; Chiroptera; Hipposideridae.
GUUGGUUCUAGUCAACUCCACCGUUUGCGCUGCCCAGAUUCCAGCCGACAGGUGAGUCAAGGUCCAGGCAGUACCAGGGCUCCGUGGUUGUGCUCCAAGGACCCGCAGGGAAAGCAGCACCGCGUGGCACCGCCUGCAGCAGCCGAGGGGCCGGGUCCUAAGUUGGGAAUAUGUUAGCCGUGCACUUUGACAAGCCGGGAGGACCAGAAAACCUCUACCUGAAGGAGGUGGCCAAGCCAAGCCCAGGACAGGGGGAAGUCCUCCUGAAGGUGGCAGCCAGCGCCCUGAACCGGGCUGACAUACUCCAGAGACAAGGCCAGUAUGCCCCACCGCCAGGAGCCAGCAGCAUUUUGGGACUCGAGGCGUCUGGACAUGUGGCAGAGCUGGGGCCUGGCUGCCAGGGGCACUGGAAGAUUGGGGACCCAGCCAUGGCUCUGCUGCCCAGUGGGGGUCAGGCUCAGUAUGUCACUGUCCCUGAAGGACUCCUCAUGCCCAUCCCAGCAGGACUGACCCUGACCCAGGCUGCGGCCAUCCCAGAGGUCUGGCUUACAGCCUUCCAGCUGUUACAUCUCAUAGGGAAAGUUCAGGCUGGAGACUUUGUGCUAAUCCAUGCAGGAGCAAGUGGGGUGGGCACAGCUGCCAUCCAACUUGCCCGAUUGGCUGGAGCUAUUCCUCUGGUCACAAUUGGCUCCAAGGACAAGCUUCAAAUGGCAGAAAAGCUCGGAGCAGCUGGUGGAUUCAAUUACAAAGAAGAGGAUUUUUCGGAAGCAACAAUGAAAUUCACCAAAGGCGCUGGAGUCAAUGUUAUCAUAGAUUGCAUAGGAGGAUCCUACUGGGAGAAAAAUGUCAACUGCCUGGCUCAUGAUGGUCGCUGGGUUCUCUACGGUCUGAUGGGAGGAGCUGACGUCAAUGGGCCUCUGUUUUCAAAGCUCCUUUUUAAACGAGGAAGUCUGAUCACCAGUCUACUGAGAUCUAGGGACAAAAAGUACAAGGAAAUGCUGGUGAAGGCUUUCACGGAACAAAUUCUGCCCCACUUCUCCACAGAGGAGCCCCAGCGUCUAUUGCCGGUUCUAGACAGAGUCUACCCCGUGGCGGAAAUCCAAGAGGCCCAUAAGUACAUGGAGAGUAACAAGCACAUGGGAAAAAUCAUCCUGGAGUUGCCCCAAUGAAGGAGGAAGGGGCAGUGAAACCAAGGGUCCUUAUGGCUUUGAUUAAAGUUAGUUUUACAUCCUAGCUCUAGAAAUCAUAUCCCCCUCUCUCUAUAUACUCCUCAGAGACCUAGCCCUCCCCUUUCCGGCCCCCCCAUAAUCAGUAACCCCUGAGGCUGCAGAAGACAGUAGCCUGGACCUGACGAAUGGCCACACCGCCCAGACCUCUAGCAAGCUAAAGAUAACACCUUGGCCUAAGUUAUGUUUCAGUUCCUGAGCCCUAAGGUGGAACAACCCCCUGGCUACUUUCCCAUGAGACUGGACAGAGGGACUCCAGAAAACGAUUCAGAACGGUCCUCAAGAUCUGAAGAAAUCAUUCAUUACCCUUACCUCACCUCCAACCAAUCAGGUCCCCACACAACCCCGAACCCCUAACCCACGGUGCCUGGUGAUUUUGCCCUAUAUAAUCUGUAACCUAUAAGCCACUGGGGAGCCAGGUCUAAGGAGCACUAGCUCACCU